Polyodon spathula (Mississippi paddlefish) is the source of this 3078-nucleotide messenger RNA. RefSeq names its product toll-like receptor 3. The transcript is spliced from 5 exons. Gene Ontology annotation, molecular function: protein binding; transmembrane signaling receptor activity. NCBI's taxonomy places the organism in Eukaryota, Metazoa, Chordata, Actinopteri, Acipenseriformes, Polyodontidae. Gene Ontology annotation, biological process: toll-like receptor signaling pathway; immune response. The record is from RefSeq and is a predicted model, not a curated record. Gene Ontology annotation, cellular component: membrane. The coding region runs from base 120 to 2825 and encodes 901 amino acids.
UUGAACUGCAGGCAGCGCUUCUGUGAACUACUUCCUUAAACUGGUGGAAGCGAAGUUUUUCAGCAUUAUUUUGGAAUCAAUUUUAACAAAACGACAAGUCUGUUAGAGAUCCUGAAACCAUGAACAUCUGUUUUUGCUUGUUCAGUUUGUGUGUGGGACUUUUAACCCCCUGCCUCUGCUUUGUGGAAUACAAGAAGAUGGGGUGUGAGGUUAAAGAUCAGAGUGCAGACUGUAGUCACCUGAAGCUCAAGGAAGUUCCUUCAUAUCUUCCUGACAAUAUAACCACCUUGGACCUGUCACAUAACCAGCUGAAGGAGUUGCCCACUUCUAUUAUGUCACAAUACAAGCAGCUUGUUUAUCUUAAUGCAGGGUUUAACUCAAUCAAGAAAAUACAAGGCUUGUGCCAGCCAAUGCCACUCCUCCGGGAAUUGAAAUUGGAGCACAAUGAAGUGUACGAGUUGUCUGAGAAAGAUUUUGCUUACUGCUCUAACCUCAGUGAACUGAACCUAUCAUCCAACAAGAUUAAACUCAAAGGAGAUCCUUUUGGAAGCCUAGAGAAUUUGAGAAAAUUGGACGUGUCUCGCAAUGACCUGACAACCGCUAACCUGGGAACCCAUACGCAACUGCAGAAUCUUCAGGAACUUAUCCUGUCAGGAAAUAAAAUAUCUGUGCUUAAGAAAGAUGAGUUUUCCUGUCUGAGCAACACCUCACUGAAACUGCUGGAACUGUCUUCCCUUCCACUGAAACAGUUUGAGCCGGGAUGCUUCCGCUCCAUUAGGCAACUGCAUGGACUAGUAAUGGAUCACACCAAACUUGAUUCUGUUUUAACAGAGAAACUCUGUAAUGAGCUGUCAGGAACUGCUCUCCGUAACCUUUCAUUGCAGGGCACACGUCUUUCAAAAAUACUUAACAGCACCUUUAAAGGGCUUAAAGCAACUAACCUUACGGCUCUGGAUCUUUCCAAAAAUGGAUUGUCUACUAUAAACGAUGGUUCAUUUCAGUGGCUUCAGAAAUUAGAAUAUUUAUCCCUUGAGGAGAACAGCAUUGCACAUUUAACCAAAAACACAUUUUCAAACUUGUCAACCCUAAAUUUCUUAAAUCUUAAGAAAUCCCUGACAAAACAUAAAAAAACACCCAUACUCGAUGAUUUCUCCUUUCAGUGGUUUAUAAACCUGGAACAUCUGCUAAUGGAUGGAAACGUUUUCAGAGGCAUUACAGAGGAAACUUUCUCUGGUUUAAAAAGCCUUAAAUAUUUGAGUUUGAGCAGCUGUUCCAUGAAUUUAAAAACCAUUACCAAUAAAACACUCUUCUCUCUGGCCCAGUCACCUCUCGUGUUCCUUAACCUGACAGGAAUUGGAAUCUCAAAACUGGAGAAUGGAGCUUUCACAUGGUUCAGAAAUCUAAGUAAGCUAUACCUGGGUCAUAAUGCGAUCAUUCAGACUUUAACUGGAGAAGAAUUUAGAGGGCUUAGCAGUAUUGAGGAGAUUUUCCUGUCUUACAACCAAAAAAUCACCUUGUCAUCUUCAUCUUUUAUCCAUACCCCUACUCUAAGAACUCUAAUGCUUGGACGCACACUGUCUGGAACUCUGGAUUUGAGUCCUUCUCCGUUUCAGCCCCUCCAGAACCUUACAGUGCUUGACCUCAGCAACAACAACAUAGCUAACAUUAAUGAGGCUCUGUUCAGUGGACUCCAGCACUUGAAAAUCUUGAAGCUGCAGCACAAUAACUUAGCCCGCCUUUGGAAAAAUGGUAACCCUGGGGGUCCACUGCUAUUCCUCAAGGGUUUGGCUAACCUUCAGAUACUUCAACUGGACUCUAAUGGUUUAGAUGAGAUCCCUGUUGAUGCAUUCAGAGGACUCUUUAAGCUGGUUCAACUUGAUUUAGGUCCAAAUAACCUCAAUGUUCUUCUAAAGUUCACUUUUGAUGACCUAAAGUCUCUACGGGUGCUUAACCUUCAAAAAAAUCUCAUUACGUCAGUGGAAAACAAUGUGUUUGAGACAGUCUUCAAAAACUUGCAGACACUGUAUUUGGAGAAGAAUCCUUUCGACUGUACAUGUGAAAGUAUGUUUUGGUUUGUGAAUUGGCUAAAUAAGACCAAUACAAGUGUUCCCAGAUUGAAUUCACAAUAUAUUUGUAACACCCCACCUUCGUUCUUCAACUCCUCUGUCCGCCUGUUUGACACAUCCGCCUGUAAGGACCUUGCACCAUUUAAAAGUCUGUUUAUAUUCAGUGCUAGCUUUUUACUUGUAUUUCUGGUUUGUGUCAUUUUCAUUCGUUUCCAAGGAUGGAGAAUAGAGUUCUUUUGGAAUGUGUUUGUGAAUCGUGUCCUUGGAUACACAGAAGUCGAUAUAGGGGAAAAUAGAUUUGAAUAUGAUGCAUACAUAAUUUAUGCUCGUAAAGAUAUGGAUUGGAUAGAAAGGAACUUCAUGCCAUUGGAAAAUAAUGACCAGGCAGUUUAUCGUUUUUGCUUUGAUGACCGGGACUUUGUAGCUGGUACAUCAGAAUUGGAUGCUGUUGUCAGGAGUAUGAGCAGGAGCAGAAAAAUAAUAUUUGUUGUAACUGAAGCUCUGUUAAAGGAUCCUUGGUGCAGCAGGUUCAAGGUGCACCAUGCGAUACAUCAAGCCAUUGAACAGAGCCGGGACUCCAUUGUUUUAAUCUUUCUAGAGGACAUCCCAGAUUACAAAUUAUACCAAUCCCUUUUCCUUCGGAGAGGAAUGAUCAAAUCAUGCUGUAUUUUGCACUGGCCAGUGCAGAGGGAUCGUGUAAAAGCCUUUCGUCAGAAAAUGAAGGUGGCGCUGGGUUCAAGUAACAGAAUGCAACAGUAAUAUUUUCACGCUGCCUUCCAAAAAAAUGUUUCUCAGUUUGACAGUUUUAAUUCAGUAAAAUAUGUACAUUCAAGUUUAGUUCUGCAUUUGGCAUUUCAAAAAUCUUAUCCUUGGUGUAAUAGGUUUUAGUAUAAAGACCAUCGGAGGAGUUUUUUUUGUUGAUAGUUUGAUCCAGGAUCUUGUACUCUGCAACUUUAAUCAUUGGUUUGUGGUGCGAAGAGCAAGGGAAAGAUAAAUAACUUUAGUUAACAGA